UGCACAGGAAAAACUGGUCCACCUAAUUCAAAGCAGCAGGACCAGUAGGUUGCUAUAUAUUGGAGGGGACAACAUAAACAAAUUGCCUAGGUAUAUGAGUUACUGUCGCUCUCCUCAUCUUCAACAAACUUGUGUCUACAAGAGCGAGAGCCUGAGAGACGAGCAAGUAUGGAAACGAAGGAGAAAAUCGGCGUCGAAAAUGAUGAUGAGAUUGAGAUCAAUUACAGGGGAAUUAAAGCCAUGCCCUUUAUUAUAGGGAAUGAGACUUUUGAGAAGCUUGGAGCAAUUGGGACAUUGGCAAAUCUGCAGGUGUAUUUGACGACGGUUUUCAACAUGACACGGAUUAAUGCCACUAUGCUUCUUAAUGUGUUCAACGGCACGACAAAUUUUGCAACGCUAAUUGGUGCUUAUUUGUGCGACACUUACUUUGGUCGCUACAAGACACUUGGAUUCGGCUCGUUCGCCUCAUUUCUGGGUUUGUUGGUGAUAAUGUUGACGGCUGCAUUCAAGAACCUGCAUCCGCCCCACUGCGGACAGGAGGACACUCUAUGCAUCGGCCCAACGCCAUGGCAAAUGACAUUUCUGCUGACCGGUUUUGGCCUAAUGGUGCUAGGCGCGGGCGCCAUCCGGCCCUGUAACCUAGCAUUUGGUGCUGAUCAAUUCAAUCCCAAUACAGAGUCUGGCAAGAGAGGAAUCGAUAGUUUCUUCAAUUGGUAUUUCUUCACACUCACUUUCGCUCAAAUGGUAUCCGUUACACUCGUCGUCUACGUGCAAUCCGACGUUAGCUGGCCUAUCGGACUUGCCAUACCGACAAUCUUCAUGUUGAUAUCAUGUUUUCUUUUCUUCAUGGGGACCAAAAUUUAUGUAAUAGUGAGGCCGGAAGGGAGCCCAUUGACGAGCAUAGCCCAGGUGGUGACGGCCGCCAUCAAGAAGAGACGGUUGAAGUCGCUUCAACAUCCGUCGCUUAGCCUCUUCAAUUACACACCACUCAAGUCUAUCAACUCCAAGCUUCCCCACACAGAGCAAUUCAGAUUUCUAGACAAAGCUGCGAUUGCGGCCCCCAGAGACGAAAUCAAACCCGACGGAUCCGUCGCUAAUCCGUGGCGAUUAUGCAGCUUGCAACAAGUGGAAGAAGUGAAGUGUGUGCUGCGAGUGAUCCCCAUAUGGGCUGCAGCCAUUCUCUACCACGUUGGAGAAAAGCAGCAAUACAUAGUCUUCCAGGCAAUGCAAUCCAACCGGCACGUCGGCACGACCAGCUUCCAAAUCCCGCCCGCAACCUACAACAUCUUUGCCAUGCUGACUCUCACCAUUUGGGUACCGAUCUACGACAGAAUUAUCGUCCCCUUCCUCAGACGGCUCACUGGUAAACAAGGUGGCAUAACGAUCCUCCAAAGGAUGGGCAUCGGCAUUUUCCUAACGAUAAUUGAGUCGUUAGUGGCCGGAUUGGUGGAAGCAAAACGAAGGGAUAUGGCCAUCUCUAGGCCUAUGGAAGGGAUCCAUGCCAAGAGGGGUGCCGUUUCGUCCAUGUCGGCCCUGUGGCUCGUCCCACAACUAUUUCUAGGUGGGCUGGCCGAGGCAUUUUGUGCAAUAGGUCAAGUUGAGUUUUUCUACAAGCAAUUCCCAGAGAAUAUGCGGAGCAUAGCGGGUUCGUUCUUCUUCUGUGGCAUGGCCGUGGCUAACUAUGUGAACGGUUUCUUGAUAUCGGUUGUGCACCGGGCCACGGAGGGGUCGUCGACGGGCAACUGGCUGCCGGAGGAUCUCAACAAGGGGAGAUUGGACUACUUCUAUUACUUGGUGGCUGCCCUUUGUGUGUUGAAUUUUUGCUACUUUCUUGUUUGUGCCAAGUGGUAUAGGUACAAGGGGGCAGAAGGUAGUGUUCUUGAUAUUGAAAUGGAAGCCAAAAAUUGAUUUGUACAAGGUUUUAGGCUAUAGUUAGUGUUUAAGUUAAUACAUUAAUGUAAUAACAAAUGGAAAAUGCCUUCAUCUUGAGAAAGGAUGCUCACUUUUAGGUUAUGUUUGGAUUUAUGAAUUUGGAUUUGAGGGUA
This is a messenger RNA of Sesamum indicum (sesame), 2045 nucleotides long. Its product is annotated as protein NRT1/ PTR FAMILY 2.11. Gene Ontology annotation, cellular component: membrane. Gene Ontology annotation, biological process: transmembrane transport. The record is from RefSeq and is a predicted model, not a curated record. Lineage: Eukaryota; Viridiplantae; Streptophyta; Magnoliopsida; Lamiales; Pedaliaceae. Gene Ontology annotation, molecular function: transmembrane transporter activity.